Molecule: messenger RNA, 1986 nt
Organism: Dothidotthia symphoricarpi CBS 119687
Lineage: Eukaryota; Fungi; Ascomycota; Dothideomycetes; Pleosporales; Dothidotthiaceae
Exons: 2
Coding region: 1-1986 (661 amino acids)
Molecular function (GO): oxidoreductase activity, acting on paired donors, with incorporation or reduction of molecular oxygen; monooxygenase activity; iron ion binding
Source: RefSeq, a predicted model, not a curated record
AUGGCUUCACUCAAGUGGCUGUUCUUGGGCGUGUACGCAUCAAACAGGGUUUUAAGAAUGCUGUUCCUUCCGAUAUGGUAUCUUCUGCUACUCAGUCCGUUUCUGUUUGUCGUCACCUACUACUCCAGGCUUGGUCGGCAACUUGCAAGUCUCAUACCACAAGAUUUUUCAGUAUUCGAUCUUUUGCCACAAGUCGUUCUAUCCGUGGUGUUCGUACUUCUUCCUACGAGAUUACUGUCCGGCUCGGGGGAGAUUACAAAGAGUAAAGAUGGAGGGAAGAGGCGGGUACAAUCACUACCAUACUGGAUUCCGGGUGCACAACAUCUGGGAAGCAUUAUCUCUGGCGCGGAAGAUUGGAUGAUAGGUGUGAGGGAGUCGUCAGUCACCAACAUCAUCGCAUACAAGGCCGCAGGAUCGAAGCACAACGUUACCUUCUCGACCUCAUUUCUAGAUCAAGUUUACAAGAACUGGGAAAAUCUGACAGAAGCAGAGAGCAGCAGAUGGGCUGUUCUUCGAAAUGCGUUCAGAAUGCCAAAGAGUGUUGAAAAGCAGUAUUUCGAGCUGCAGCCCACCAUCGAAAAGACCAUCAAAAGGGAGAUGUUUGAGGACCAUAAAAUGGAAAGUUUCGUAACUGCCUCGUUGAAGCUAUUGUCAGGAUCUUUACCGGACAUGAUCACAUUCAACUCUUCCAUCGUAGACCAGAUGCAAUGGGAGCGUGUAUCGACCGUUGAGUUGACGGACGGUACAUCAGAAGCCGAGUGUGACUUCUUCGCACUCAUAAACGACUUUUGCUGCAAUACAAUCUUGCCCCCGGUAACAGGCAGCCAAUUCACGGAAUCGUAUGCCUUAUUGGCUUCCGACCUGGCCUCUUUCAAUGCUUUGUACUAUGCGCUCGCCCUCGGAUUACCUCGCUUUUCUCCAGUUAGGGGUCUUCCUGCAGCAGCAUUAGCUAAGAGGAGGCUAUUGUCUAAUUUCAGCAACUUUUUCAGCGAACUCUCAAGUCCACCUGUAAGAAGGGUGAUAGAUGAUGACGAAAGUGUGAGCGGAGAAGAGAUGGACGCUGACGACGAUACGUUGCUUACAGCGCUCAACGAGCUCUUCAAAAAGCACGAGUUGCCAAUCGUAGCACGAGCUGCAGUUGCGCUCCAACUCGUACAUGGCAUCGUCGCAGAUGUCGUUCCUUUGGUUCUUUGGACGCUUCUACACAUCUACUCACUAUCAGGUUCUCCUGAGGGGCAAAAAGAAGACGCAACGCCUCUGGAAAGAAUCAAGAAAGAAACUAAAGACUGGGCAGAAGCUGUCCAACCUCCUUCAAUACAUCCAUUGUUCCCCGCUCCUCCGGAAAUGUCGUUCGCAUCGACGAGUCAAGCGAUUUCUGAAGAGUCAUUCCCAUACCUGCGUUCUUGCGUCAGCGAGGCUCGACGUUUCUACGGUUCUUCUGCUAGCACAUACAGAGUGACAAAACCAGUCACACUGGAAGAGCAGAGUAUUGUUCCUGGUGAACGGGAAGAGAUUGAAUUGGACGUUGAUUCAUAUGUUGACAUUGGUUUGUCUACGGGUCUUAUCAACACAUCUCCAGUGAACUUCGUCUCUCCCGACACAUUCAGGCCCGAUCGUUUUAUCAACACACCUCCAUCGUCAUCCAUCGUCUCCCCUACCGACAUGUCGGCGUCCUACAAGACCGCACUUGUUAUAGCCAUUGUAGCAGGUAUCACGCAGCUUUGGGAAAUUACGCCAGCCCCGAAGAAAAGUUUCUUCGAGAAAUUGCAGGAAGCAGGGCAAGAAGCCCAAGCUGGCGCCGCAGCUAUGAGUGGAGAAGAGAAACCCACCCCAAGCGAAACUAAGAAAGACGAGACGCCAGGUGUCUGGGAGAUCCCCAAAGCGGAUGACGGAUCUAGUAUGAAGGUGCCGAGGGGAGAGAUCAAAGUGAGGAUCAGGAGAAGAGAAGAUCUACCGAAGCAGAAGGUGUUGAGGAGAGACAGGUAG